CCAAUUUUCGUCUCGAGAACAUUAUAAUAUAUCUUGACGAGAUCGAACGAUAAUGUCACCAUUCGUCUCUCUCUCUCUCUCUCUCUCUCUCUCUUUCUCUCUCUCGCGCGCGCGUGACACGAGCAAGCCGCCCGUUCAUCAUCGUAAGAUCGAGACUCGCGCGCGCGCGAGGUCCGCUGACCAAUCCACGCGUGGCUCUCUCCGGUCGGUGACCAGUCAAGCUCUAUGACAGAUAGCCGUGGAACAGUUGCGGCGCGUAGUGCACUCGCUAUGGCGAAUUUCGGCGUGUGCGACAGGACUCGGCGACGUCUCGCGUGCCGCGGCGCGCGUCCAAAAUCGCCGAGUCGGCGACGCUUCGUCCGACGAACGGCGCGAUCCUGUCGCAUCGGUGGGCCAUUUUGCGCAGUACCCGUGACCCAGAUUACGAUGGGGGGUUCGCUCGUCUCUUGGAACAGCUGUUGGCUCCGAGACGUCGGCCGGACGCGCGGGGGAAAAAUGCACGUAGUAUAUACAUGUAUAUACUCGACGAGCUGCGCGCGCCUCUUGGCGGCUUGACGCAACAAUGGCGGCUUCAGGGCCGUACGUAUCCGCCGUAUGUUUUAGGCACCCGUUGUCGCGGAAACGAAUUAAUUCGAUAAUAAUCAACAAUAGGUUCAGAGUAAGAGACACGCGAUGAAAGACAAGUCGAAUGCUAAAGCGUGACUCGCUCAAAAGUAAUUAUAUGUACUUUGACAUAUCACUUUGCAAUGCAAAUUUUUAUUCAUCCAAUUAAAGAUAUUGCCUGACGAUGACGUGCAUUUAAAAAGAACCAAUAGUCGCACGAUAUUCAUGAAUACGAAUCCACCAUAUUUAUAGGAAUAUCUAACCGCGGUCUAAUCAAGCAACAUUAUUCCGUCUCUUUAUUAUCUUCAAAGGACUCCGCCGACAAAGGAGUUAAUAAAAAAGGCGCGUGCUUUGGAUAUCGGGCGGACUCGCGUGGUCCUCAUUACACAAGCGCGCGCGCGCGCGCGCGCGUCUUCGCGUUUUUAAUUCGUGUCCUUUAGACACGGACGGUUUGCUCGGAUCGACGCCCGAUGCCGCUUCUGGCGACGGGAGCGGGAGCCUUCUCUCCCGGGCCUCCUCGCGUAGUAGUAUAGUCAUACAUACACGCACACAUACGUAACGUACAAGGCACAAGGCGACAUACGUGCGCCGCUCGUCGCGCCACAAGCGCGCAAGCCACAACGGAUGACGCCGUCGUGCGAUGGGAGGCGCUAAGAGCCGGCAGCAGCGCCCAAGUGGUUGGUAACAGAGACGCCGCGCCGCUCGCGCCAAUACGCUCCUGCGCAGCAUCUACCCCCACCCCGUCGUCGUCGCUCGCCGCCGUUCGCCGUCCGUCGUAGUCGUCGUCGUCGUCGUCGUCGUCCCGUGUCCCGUGUCCCGUCCCGCUACGCGACCAGCGGUUCCUUGUUUGCCAUCACGCGAAAUCCAAUAGUUUGCCUUGUACCGUGGUGAGGGAGUGCGGAUGCGCGGUUCGGCGAUUUCGCGUAUACGCGUCGACUCGCGAGCGGAGAAAAAAAGUGCGGUGAGGAAAUUGAGGAACGAGAGAGGAGAGAGAGUGUGAGAGAAGAGAGCCACCCGGUGCGAUGCGUGCCCCGUGCCCGCGCCAAAGAUGCCCAUUAUCCCGCGUUUGUUUACCCACACGACGAGAUUUCGCCGAUUUUGCUGAGAAGUGAUCUCCCGCGCGCGCAUAUCCGCGGUAGCGGGAGCACACAGUGAAUUCCGUACCUAUCUACCUAUCUACCUAUCUACGGACGACCGGACCAACCGGCCCGUUAAGGCUUCGUUGAUUUUUUGGUUGGUGAAAAGACGAGGAAUCGAGGAAGAGAGAAAAAGACGAAGAGGCGCGGAACACGUAUAAAAAUUGCGCGAAGGGGCGAAGGAGGAGGAGGAGGAGGAGGAGGAGGAGGAGGAGGAUCCGAGUGUUGUAUGUGGAGAAAGAGAACGAGAAAGUAAGAGAGAGACAGAGAAAGAGAGAGAGAGAGAGAGCGAGACAGUGUGUGAAACAGAGGGAGCGCGAACGCGCGAACGGAAGAGAAACAGAGAGAGGUGGAGACGGUGUAUGUGUAGUACGUGUAUGUGCGCGUGAGAGACGGAGAGAGGCGACGAGAAAGAUAGAGAAGGAGAGCUUUUGUGGUGUAUGUAAGGGUCGAUUAUACGCCGUCGACAGAGGCUCGACUGCGAGGGAAGGAACUACUGGUGAUACGGCUAACCGCGAGGAGGGUGCGCGAGGAGGUGAGCCCGCGAGAGAGGAGGCUCCUUUUAGCGGUGGCGGACCGAGUGACCGCACGCGGCGCGAACGUUACAUUACUUGUCGCGGAGCCCGCUCGCGCGCGGGGAAUGCGUUAUGUAUUUACGUAGAAUAUUGCGUAACGUACAGGGGGCCGGCUAGUGUGUUUGGGAAAAACGCGCGCGCGCGCGCGCGCCACCGACCAAAUAUCCUCGCUUUCGUUUAUACUCGCCUUUAACAAAUUUUCCGCGAUUCCGGGGGACGGUGCCCCCCUGAGGGACGGUGACGGUGGAGGAGGAGAAGUGCGGGUUGGUUGACUCUAUACCGGCGCAAGUUUCGCGCGUGCAUACGCAGCAGGAAUCUCCAAGCAACCCGGCCGCCGCCGCCGACGCCGCGAUCGAAAGUUUCGGGGGAGCUGGAUAGAGAGGAGAGCUCUCGGCUCUUGACUCGGCGACGCCAGUGCACUAUACUCGCGUCAAGGGACGUAUCUCGACGCCACCACCAUCUCCGUUACCUCGUCGUGCCCGUCGUCGCGCUUCUGCGACGAAACUACGUAGGAGAUAGGGACGCAGGACGUUUUCUCAGAUGGAAAUUGCACUUCCAAUGUGAUUUGCAAUGAAACGUAUUCGUGGACUAGACGACGUAACAUCACCACCAGCAAGGCACUCAACGGUGAGUGCGGGAAGCGGCUUAGGUGGUGGAGGAGGUAGCUUAGAAUAUCAUACAAGCAGUGGGAUAGGUGUUGUUGUACCUGGUCAAGCAGUUCGAUCUGUUGCUUCGAAAGAAAUGCCAGGGAGUAUACAAUUUGGUACUGCCCAAGCUCAACAGCAAUAUACCGGUGCAAUUGUUGUGCCAACGGCAGCACCAUCUCCCAUCAAACAGGCGAGUGGUUCUACGGGAGGACUUAGUUCUACAUGUAGCAGUAGCAACAUAAAUAGUAGUGGUUUGAAUAGCGGAUUAGGUAGCGGCAAUAGUCAUACCAUGGCUUCCCAACAACCUGCAUCAGGAUCACAAAAUCAAGUACAUACGCAACAGCAAUCGACAAUAAGGCAUAAGGUGCAUACUGGUAAUGUAACACCACUGGCAUCCACUCCACCUGGCUCCAACCAAGGAGGAGCAGGAGGAGGAUCCCAGUUCCAGAGAUUAAAAGUGGAAGAUGCGCUAUCUUACCUAGAUCAAGUCAAAUAUAAAUUCAGUGAUCAACCACAGGUGUACAAUGAUUUCUUGGAUAUCAUGAAGGAAUUUAAAUCUCAAAGUAUAGAUACUCCGGGCGUUAUAACCCGAGUGAGUCAUCUAUUCAAAGGACAUCCCGAGCUUAUUGUUGGUUUCAAUACAUUUCUCCCACCAGGCUAUAAAAUAGAGGUACAAGCAAACGAACAAGGAUAUGCCUUUCAAGUGUCUGUCAGUAUGCCCAGUCCAACAGCAACGCACACAGCUACGUUAUCUCAGCAUCAUUGUACAGUCAAUGUUGGUUCACCUCCUGUGGCUAGCCCACCUACGCAGCCCGCAAAAGCACCCCCAGUUUUACAAAUAAUGCAAGGGUCGGGCAACAUACACCAUACUUUAGCAAACAGUAUUACAACUAACAGUUUAACUGUUCACGCGCCUUCACCACCGCCGGUACCAGUGUAUAAUAAUUCUCAUGUUAGUACUGCACAAGCGCAAGCUGUCAGUCAAGCUUUAAGUCAAGCAGAUGGUGUAUCAACUGGUGGACAAACACAGCAAAGUCAGCCAGUAGAAUUCAACCAUGCGAUAAAUUAUGUUAAUAAAAUCAAAAAUCGUUUCCAAGGUCAACCAGAUAAAUACAAACGUUUCUUGGAGAUAUUACAUACGUAUCAAAAAGAACAGAGAAACUUAAAGGAAUCUGGACAUAUGGGAGGUACGAGUUCUGGCGCUACAACUGGAGCAAAACAUUUAACAGAAGCAGAAGUUUAUAGUCAAGUGGCUAAAUUAUUUGAAAAUCAAGAAGACUUACUUGCUGAGUUUGGACAAUUUUUGCCAGAUGCUACUAAUCAGCAAAGUUCGUUGUCUGCUAUGUUUCAGACUAACAAAACAACAUCGAUUAACGAUCAUACGGCGAUUGUUAAAAAACCAAUUGGUCUCAAAACACCUUACAACAAUUCUGGGACUAUUUCGAGAGAUCUUCGAGAAUCCAGCAGUACGGCCGGAUUGGAACGCGAUAAUCGAGAUCAUAGAGAACGGGAACGAGAACGAGAUAGAUCGAACGUACGAGACAUCAAUAGCGGUCAGAAACCUGGGCAUAGUACCGGACAGUUGAAAAGGAGUCCAUCAUUUUCAACUUCGGCAACAGCCGGAAAUUCUCAUCACGUACAACAUGGACCGCCGCCUUUGAAGAAACCUAAAGUUGCUUCGAUGCGUGACGUUACUAUAGCGGAAGCUGGCAAAUAUGGUACUUUGAACGACUAUGCGUUCUUUGACAAGGUUCGAAAGUCACUCAGAUCACAAGACGUUUAUGAGAACUUUCUUCGAUGCCUUGUACUUUUUAAUCAAGAAAUAGUAUCAAAAUCGGAACUUGUUUUGUUGGUGACACCGUUCCUUGGCCGUUACCCAGAACUCUUACGUUGGUUCAAAGAUUUCCUUGGUUAUUUACCAGCUGAUUCGUCCGCCACUACGACGGCAAACUCGGGUAAUGCAGUAGGCGUGGAGACUUUCCCAAACAGUGUUGUACGGAGCCAUCAGGAACGACCGCAAAAUGACUUGGCGAUAGAAAUCGAUUAUGCAGCGUGCAAACGAUUAGGAGCGUCGUAUUGCGCAUUGCCAAAGUCGUAUAUUCAACCAAAAUGUGGUGGCAGAACGCAAUUAUGUAAGGAAGUUCUCAACGAUACAUGGGUCUCGUUUCCAACUUGGUCAGAGGACAGUACAUUUGUAACAUCAAGGAAAACUCAAUACGAGGAAUCCAUAUAUCGUUGCGAGGAUGAACGUUUUGAAUUGGACGUCGUUAUAGAAACCAACGCAUCGACAAUUAGGGUACUCGAAGGCGUUCAUAAAAAGAUGAAUAGAAUGAGUCAAGAAGAAGCGCAGAAAUAUAAACUUGACGACUGUCUCGGUGGUUCUUCCCCGACGAUUCAUCAACGAGCGAUAAAGAGGAUAUAUGGCGACAAAUCUCACGAUAUCAUAGAAGGUCUCAAAAAGAAUCCUCAAAUAGCCGUGCCUAUUGUACUCCGCCGGUUGAAAGCUAAGGAGGAAGAAUGGCGGGAGGCACAAAAGGGUUUCAAUAAAAUCUGGAGAGAACAGAACGAAAAAUAUUACUUAAAAUCCUUGGAUCACCAGGGAAUUAACUUUAAACAAAACGAUGUAAAAGCAUUGAGGUCUAAAAGUUUGUUCAAUGAAAUCGAAACCAUAUAUGACGAGAGACACGAACAGGGUGAUGACAGUAAUGGUGAUGGUCAGGGAAAUAGUGGUCCACACCUCAUUCUACCAUACAAAGAUAAAUCUGUAUUAGACGAUGCAGCUAAUCUUUUAAUUCAUCAUGUUAAACGGCAAACCGGUAUCCAUAAGGAAGACAAGCAGCGGAUAAAACUUUUAUUAAAGCAUUUCAUACCUGAUCUCUUUUUCCAUACACGACAAGAACUUAGUGACGACGAAAGGGAUGAAGAUGAUGAAAAGGAUAUAAAUGUGGCAUCGUGUAACAAUUCCCAGUCCUCGACGACUACUUCGUCGUUAAGUGGCCUGCAAGCUAAUAGGAAUAAGGCUUCCGUAUCGCCAAAUACGUCUUCCACCUCCGCCAAAAAUGAAGCCGAUAUCAAAGUACCUAUACACGCUCUCUCGAAUGAUCCCGAAGAGGCAUAUACACUUUACAUGGCCAGUAAUAAUUGGUACCUCUUUUUGAGGUUACAUCACAUACUCUGCGAGAGAUUGACGAAAAUGUACGACAGAGCAGUCGCUCUCGCCGAGGAGGAGUCAAAGUAUAAGCAACAACGCAAGGAAAGUACAGCGAUCGCUUUAAGAUUAAAACCAAAAAGUGAAAUUGAAAUUGAGGAUUAUUACCCCGCUUUUCUGGACAUGGUAAAAAAUGUUCUCGACGGAAACAUGGAAAGCACAGCGUACGAGGACACGUUACGAGAAAUGUUUGGUAUACAUGCCUACAUUGCCUUUACUCUUGAUAAGAUCGUAACUUACGCUGUGAGGCAAUUGCAGCACUUAGUCACAGACACCAUAUGCCAGCAAUGCAUGGAAUUAUUCCAAAGAGAGCAACGUCAACCUAAAGAAAGCAGCGGAGCCGGCGGGUUGUGCGCUACGGCAUAUAUGAGAUUAAGUGCUGAAUUAGCAUAUCAACGCAAAGCGGAAAAAACAAUGGUCGAUGAAAAUUGUUUCAAGAUAUAUAUAUACAAGAAAGACUGUAAAAUGACAGUGGAGUUGUUAGAUACAGAGGGCGACGAAACGGUGGAUAGUGGCUGUAGAGAGAGAGAAAGGGAAGGCGUCACAGUCUCUGAAAAAUGGUCGACGUACGUUGAGAGAUUUUCUGCACCAGCUGGUCAGGCUAGCCCAAAAGACACUCCUGCCUUAACAGAGAAUGAGCCACCGACCAAUCAUCCUGUGAGUAGCGACCAGGCAGCAAGGGGGGGGAGGGGCAGAAAACGCAAGAACACUGACAUUAGCAAGAAGAUGGACGGAAAUAGUUGGAGUUCCUUAGGCAGAGCUUCGGCGGGACGGAAGCCCAUCUUUCUCUAUCGCAAUAUUAAGUCUUAUCGAAAACACGCUGCGAGAUUAGCAAAGGAGAAACAAUCUUUGCUUAAUACCAAUCAUCCGGAGAGAGUCACAGACUCGGUCGACGCUCCCGACAUUAUCAAUUCCGACGAGACGCAAUGUAGAUUUAAUCCAAACAGCUAUACCAUGCUUUUCAUUGUUCAUAAGGACAGGUUUCUUUACAAACAGAAGUCUAUCAACCGCGCUAGGAUGUCUCAUCCAGCUGUAACGAAGCGUAUGGACACGAAAUUCCACCAUUGGCACGCAUCGUGGAUAUCGAAGAAUGGCACGGACACUCAACAUCGAUUGUGUCAAGAUUGGCUGAUGGGACGCUACGAGAAUUUGAUUCCCCAUAGGACACGAGUUGUAACGAACAAUGAUCAGACACGUUCUCCUUAUCGGCAAUACAAUCGUUUCAAAGUAGAACGUCUGCAAUCUGAUCUAUUGACUUCGGAGCCGUGUGUCUAAUCUUACUCGACGGAAUUUCUCUUGUUAUUUAAAAUUUUCCAAUAUCGCUACGCUCGGCACAAUUAAUCUCGUAUCAGCGAAAGUUAUUUUUUUUUUUUUUUUUUUUUUUU
Molecule: messenger RNA, 7554 nt
Organism: Formica exsecta
Lineage: Eukaryota; Metazoa; Arthropoda; Insecta; Hymenoptera; Formicidae
Gene: Sin3A
Product: paired amphipathic helix protein Sin3a
Exons: 18
Coding region: 2885-7444 (1519 amino acids)
Biological process (GO): negative regulation of transcription by RNA polymerase II
Cellular component (GO): chromatin
Molecular function (GO): transcription corepressor activity
Source: RefSeq, a predicted model, not a curated record